This is a messenger RNA of Cheilinus undulatus (humphead wrasse), 1070 nucleotides long. Its product is annotated as myozenin-2-like. The coding region runs from base 130 to 897 and encodes 255 amino acids. Gene Ontology annotation, cellular component: actin cytoskeleton; Z disc. Gene Ontology annotation, molecular function: actin binding; telethonin binding; FATZ binding. The record is from RefSeq and is a predicted model, not a curated record. NCBI's taxonomy places the organism in Eukaryota, Metazoa, Chordata, Actinopteri, Labriformes, Labridae. The transcript has 6 exons.
GAUUUUUAUACGGACUGUUGCUUCUCAUCUGAGUAGUGUCAGAGGCGAGUGUGGAAGCAUCCCAGCCACAGUGUGGGAUUCACCAGACCAGCAGACUCAGAGAAAGACAGACAGACAGACAGGAGCAAUAUGAUGAUGCACGCAGGCCAAGACGCCAUCAUUAAACAGAGGAUGCUGCAGGCUAAAGCUUUAUCCAAGGAGGCCAGGGGAGGAGGUCUAAACUUGGGGAAGAAGAUGAGUGUCCCAAAAGACGUGAUGAUGGAGGAGCUCAACCUUCAGUCUAAUCGAGGCUCUCGCAUGUUUCAGGAGAGGCAGAAGAGGGCAGAGAAGUAUACGGUGGAGAAUGCGCCUGGUGGUAUCUACAACACAACCUAUGUUUAUUCGGAGUCCGCUCCUUCCCCACAGAUCAUACUCGAGCCGCAGGGAGGAAAAGAAAAUCAGGCUUUAUCCAUCCCUGGUAAGCAUAGCCUGGUCAUGAACCUUCAGAAGAGUGUAUCAAAGAAGGGCAGUCCUGAAGUCCUCGCUCCAGGUUAUUCUGGCCCCCUGAAAGAAAUUCCAAAAGAAAAAUUCAACACAACAGUAAUCCCCAAAUCCUACUGUUCUCCAUGGACGGAGGCUCUGAGAGGUAACGAAGAGCUCUUGAACGCCCUAAACUCCCAACUGCCAGAGGUACCACAACGGCUACAGCCUGUCAGCUACAGGUGCUUCAACAGGUCAGCAGUACCAUUUGGAGGUGCCAUGUCCAGCAAGAGGGUGAUCCCAGUAAUAAGCUUUGAGGCUAUAGAAUCCCAGAACCUGCCCAGCAUUGCUCUAAACCGCAUGUGCCAACGGCCAAACUUUAACCGAGCACCUAAAGGAUGGGGGAUUGAUUACAGCCCAGAAUCUAAUGAACUAUGAGAAAAUGGGCAACACCAUAAACUGAAGCACUGACCUAUGCUUGCUUUACACCUAUCACAAAGAUGAUCUAUGUGGACACUUCUGGGGAGAAAAAUAACACUACUGCUUUAUAUAUAAGUGGUUUUUUAAUGAGAAGUGCUUAGGACCAGCUGGGAAACCUCCCAAUGCUGGAU